Molecule: messenger RNA, 552 nt
Organism: Pyricularia grisea
Lineage: Eukaryota; Fungi; Ascomycota; Sordariomycetes; Magnaporthales; Pyriculariaceae
Exons: 1
Coding region: 1-552 (183 amino acids)
Source: RefSeq, a predicted model, not a curated record
AUGGAGCCCCAUCAAGAACCACCCACCCAAGAAGACACAUAUGACGCCGCCGAGAUCAUGGCCCAGACCAUGGGUUUCUCCUCCUUCGGUGCAGCAGCCCGGCCGUCCAAGAGACGUCGGACUGAUGACGCCGUCGUGGCGAGCCCUCAGAAUCCGGUCCGAGUCUCUUCCGCCAACUCGACCUCUUUGGGUAUCCGCCUGCCACAACGGGUAGGCGACGCUCACCGCACGCCUGCUUCUGCUCAGACCUCGGUCGCCGCCAGCAACGCUGAUGAGAUUGAUCUCGAUCUCGAGGAGGAGGGGUUCAAGGCCUAUGGUGCCGCCGACGACGCGGCCUCGGCAGCUCCGGUAGAAGGUGCUGCUCCUGGUCCUGAGGCGUCGGGUCCUGCAUCUGCGCAUGUGCCGGUUGAUGGUCCACACGGGCCGCCCGGUCGCGCUCAGGGUCAGCCGUGGUAUGUCGACUACUACGACCGCAAGAGCAACCAGAACCCUUGGAAGAAGCUGGAGGAGAAGCUCGGUCUGGAGCCGCGGGGCUCAUGGCCACCCCCCUAG